Molecule: messenger RNA, 3481 nt
Organism: Nasonia vitripennis (jewel wasp)
Lineage: Eukaryota; Metazoa; Arthropoda; Insecta; Hymenoptera; Pteromalidae
Product: MAP7 domain-containing protein 2
Exons: 13
Coding region: 802-3228 (808 amino acids)
Biological process (GO): cilium assembly
Cellular component (GO): cilium; microtubule
Molecular function (GO): microtubule binding
Source: RefSeq, a predicted model, not a curated record
GCAGAUGUCGGGGAUAUACGUUUCGGAGUUGCGUAUGGUAUAGGCCAAAUUGCACUUUGCGGCUAUAAUGGGUUUCUUCUCGAUUGCUGUCAUUUCGAUACGUGAGUUGCAGACUUGUUACCGCGGCGACACGUGAUGUCUUUUUUCGUAAUAGUACCACGCGCCCGCGUGUUUCUCGCACUCAUCGUGAUACACGAGAAACGGAAAAAUCGAGUUGAAAACUUGACUUGAAAGAAUAUUACUCAAAUCUCAUGAUCUUUAUAAAAAGUAGCGCGUUAUGUUCCAUUGUAUAAGUUCGUGACUCUUUUGUGCGCAAACACUUUGAGAUCUCUGCGUCGCGGAAUUUGCAUUUCAAAUCAGGCGCAACUAUAUAUAUAUACACGAUUACCAUCGUUGUCAACCACAUAAACAAAAUCCUAAGAUAAAGGAUCGAGCCCAAUUAGCGCCCGAGUAGACAAGUAAACAUCAAGCGCUCGUCUCAUUCCAUCAUAAUACCUAUAUAGUAUCGAAAAAGCGCGGCGGUGGCUCUCGACUAUUAAACUCGCGCGCGGCCGGCGGCCAAAUGGCCGCGUCGAGUGGUCGUCGUGCUCCACCUAAGCUUGCGACGGCAAACAGUAGUCGAGAGGUAAAGACCACUGCUCAUCGGCGGCUGGAGCUUGCGAGAGGCCGGCAGCGGCCGGUAUGGCGGCGGCGGCGAGGACCUCGCUCGUCGAGCAGAAACGACUUCAGUGGGCCAAGGAGAGAGCUGGCUUUUCGGCGUCUGUUUUUUCUUCUUUUCUCGUUUGAGCUUGCGCUGAGGGCAUGCCCAGCUUUUGGAAUGACAUCACGCGAGAGGAGAUGUCAAGACUUACCGGGAACUAUGCCCCCAUCAAGACUAGCAGCACCGUUCGCACCUCGAUUCGCAGCACAUACGCAAACGGCAGCGCUCGUUGCUCGCUCGCGGAGAUGAACGGCAAGUCUCAGCAGCAGCGCUACGCAAGCACGAUAAGUCUUCGCAGCCUGGCUGCAUCGGAGGCCAGUCUCGGCUGCACCAACGGACUGCGAAACAGCCUCGAUUACUCGAGCGCCAGCCUCAUAAAUCUCCAGGACCAGGUCGAACUGGAACGCGUCAGCGUCUCGAGGCGGCGCAGUCCCAGUUUGCCGCCGAUCUACAACAAGGAGGAGUAUCGGUAUCAGGAACCGGAGGAGUUGCCUCUCGGCUCGCGGCAGUCGAGGUCGACCCACAGGUGUUCGCGCAACGGCAAGACGCAUCGCUCCGGUACCAGAGACAAGCAGCAUCAUCAUCAUCAUCAUCGUCAGGGAAAAGGAGCCGAACAGGAGAGGGAAGGCGAGACCUCGGGAUACGCCAGCGACAACUUUGACGGACCUGCGCAGCAGCAGCAAGUUGUCGCGUUGCCCUGUCAUGUGAACUGUCACAAUCCGGACACAGCGAUGGGCGAGCGAACCUGGCAGAAUCCGUACUACAGCGACGAGAACUCGCUGCCGUCGUCGCGGAAACUCGUGAGUCUGGCUCGCGCUGGUGAGUUCAACAGACAGCGUUGGGGCAGCGUCUGGGGCCAAGAGGUGUCGAAGGAUCCGCCGCCGCCUUCGUGGCUGGAACGUGGACUCUCUAGGCUUGAUCACAGCUCUCAGGUUCUCGUGAUAAACCACGACAGUGCGAGCAGCCCGGACAGCUCAACGACGGGUUCUCUCGGCUCCGACACCAACAAGACUUACCUGAGAGGCCAGAACCAGCCAAUAGACGCGGACAUUCUGCAAGAGCGGGAGGUGAGACGGCAGAAAGCUCUGGAACUGCAGACCGCGAUAAAGCAACAGCUCGAGGAACGCGAGCGGAAACGAAAGGAGGAAAGAGAGAAGAAACUGAGGGAAGAGCGCGCCGAGGAGGAGAGGAUCCAGCGCGAAAGAGAUCUGGAGAAGCAGAGGUUCGAAGAGGAGCAGCGGAGGCAGCGCGAGAAAGAGGCAGCGAAGCUGAAGAAGAGCAAGGCCAUGCAAGAGGUACUCGAGGCGGCAGAGCGUCAGGCCAAAGAGGAGAAGCGACAGCGACGUCGGCGAGACGACGACGCUGGAAACGAGGCUAAUCGGCCUCGCGACGAUAAGAACGGCGCGGAAAACGCUGGGAACAGUGCUCAGCCCAUCGAUAAGGAGGCCAAGCAGGCACUCAAUCGACGAGAGAGUUCCGCUACUAUGGACACACACACAACCAGCCGGAACCACGGCAGCUCAGAACCAGUCCGCCUGCCGAUCAGUCAGGAAGUGGCCAUAGUCCUGAGCGGUCGUCUCGAGGAUCCCGAACUCCUGGCCAAGUCACCCCUUAAGCUAGUCAACCUGGUAGUCAGUCCCCGCAAUGGCAGCAGCGCCUCCAGAAACAUCGAGUCCGGCGGUGGUAUUAGUCUGAGUGCUCUUCUCAGCGGUUUGGGAAGUCCCGUGAUUCUCCAGACGACGACGCGACCGUCGCCCCGGUUCGCCGAGAACAGACUUCUGACGCCCAGCAAGUACCGGGUGGCCAGUGGAAGGGAGUGCGGGACUCAGACCGAUUGCGAGGGAGAUCAGCUCAGCUCGGACCUCGCGGAAAAGGCUCACGAGAUGAGGACGAAGGACGCGAAGGAGAGGAAGGAGGCUGCCAACAACAGUCGCAGAGACGUUGAAAAGUCGACCAACACGGGCGACGACUCCUCGACCAGCAAACCCCUACCCGGCCGCAACAAGUCCCAGCCGAGGAUAACCGCGAGCCUGGAAUCCCGACCGCGCUGGAACGCCAAUCGUCCAGGCACCCGGUACCGCACCCAGAGCGAGAAGGACCCGCACUACCAGAGGCGCAUGAGGCUCAGGCGCAGACAGGUGGAGACCAGUGACGAGGGUUCCAGCGACUUCCAGAGAUCGCCGUCGCCCAGUCGACGAAAGCACGGCAUCACUAAAGCCAAGUCGAGGAGCUCGGCGAGGCGCAGCAAAACCACCAAGCUCGACAACUACGACCCGGACGACAGGGAUGCCGAUCUGUCGAUGGACAGUCUGAACUCCCUGGUGCCGUUGCACACGGACAAGAACGGCAGGAUCAACAUCGAGAGGAGGGACGAGGCGACCAUCAGGGGACAGAACACUUCGCGGGAUGUUUGGGGCGGGGACGAUAUCCUGAGCCACCUUACAUCCCUCAGAAACGGUCUGAUCAUGAAGAAGAGGGAGUGGGACCUGCAAGAGUGUCCGAUCUCGCCGAUAACCGAGCUCUACUGACAGCGCGCUCACUGCCAGCGCCGGAAAAUCCGUUCUCCGGACUAACGAAGCUGCCAUAUCCCACGCCAAGCGCAAAUCGUGCACCGCUUAUUAGUUUCGCAAUUAUACGUGUACAUAAUGAAAUUAUUCAUAAUCAUGCCAUAUCCGCGACUGUAUGAUAUAGGACAAACGUGCGGGUAGAUCGUUAGAGAGAUCGAAAACGAAAGAGAGAGAGAGAGAGAGAGAGAGAGAGAGAGAGAGAGAGAGAGAGAGA